AUGUCGGCUGACCCGAAAGGACUCCCCGAUACCGACGAGGGAGGACGCGACAGUCUACCGAUCUAUAGACCAGAUGGGCGAUCCCUAGGUGUCUCGUUUUCCAACGUCACGGCCGUCGGGGCGAGCGGCUCUUCGCAAACAGUUACCGACCUCCUCAAGAUCUUCACGGACAUUCUGACAUGGCCUGUCAACACCGGUCGCAAGUUGAUGAAAGACUCUCCUCAGAAAUCGUCAUCGAUCAUCCAGGAUGUCACCGGUGUUCUCUUCCCUGGCGAGACAAUGUUGGUUCUGGGCCGUCCCGGGGCAGGCUGCUCGACGGUCCUGCGGGUUCUUGCCAACCAACACCAAUCCUUCCAAGAAGUGCAGGGCUCGAUUCAGUAUGCUGGUCUCUCUUCGGCUGAGAUGGGAAAAAGAUAUCGUUCUGAAGCUGUCUACUGCGCCGAAGACGACAUACAUCUACCUAUGCUGCCGGUAAAAGACACCCUGGACUUUGCCUUGCGCCUUCGCAAACCCGAGGCCCAACCCGAAUCUUCGUCGCAAUUCUCGAAGUGGAUGACUGGCCGCAUACUGGAAUCGCUGGGGCUGUCUCAUACAUACGAUACCAGAGUCGGUGACGCCUUUGUUCGUGGUGUUUCUGGCGGGGAGAGGAAGCGAAUCUCUCUGGCUGAGGUGCUUGCUGUCAACCCUGCCCUCGCAUGCUGGGACAAUCCCAUCCGAGGACUCGACAGCUCCUCCGCACUGAGCUUCCUGGAGCUUCUGAGGGACAUGUCAAGGCGCACUGGGAUGUCCAAUGUGGCGACGCUCUACCAAGUAUCGGAAGCAAUGUAUCAAUAUUUCGACCGUGUCGUCGUCAUGUAUGAAGGGCAGAUGAUCUUCUGUGGCCCUGCCAGUCGGGCAAAGGAAUACUUCUUGGAGCUUGGAUUCCAUUGUCCAGAAAGGCAAACUACGGCCGACUUCCUCACGGCAAUCACGUCUCCCGCGGAACGGAAAUUCCAGAAAACAUUCAAUGGUCCUCGUUACGACACAGCCGAAUCCCUCGCCCAAGUCUUUCGCAGCAGUAAUGACUACCGUCUUUUGCAGAAGGACAUGAUCAGGUACCAGGAAAACAUCGCCUCGGACGCGUCUUAUACCAGCAAUUUCCAGUCGGAAGUGGAAGGGAUGCGUUCCAAGCUCAGUCCGAAGUCAGCCACUGAACCAUCCUCGCUCGGUACCCAAACUCUCACGGCGUUGCGCAGACAAUAUCAACUAACUUGGAGAGAUCGAACGACCUUGAUCACUGUCUUCAUUCUAACAGCUGUGAACGCUGUGAUCACCUCGUCGGCUUACUACAUGGCGCCCAAAACAGCCACGGGCUCAUUCGAACGAAGCGGUGCGCUUUUCUUUGCCUUGGUCUACUUCAAUCUCAACGCCCUCACCGAGGUCCCGAAAACAAUUAGGUCACGCGCUAUCCUUCUGAAGCAGCACCGGAUGGGAUAUGCACACCCAGUUGCCCUGGUCAUCGCCGGAGCACUCGCUGAGAUACCGGUUGCUUUUCUCCAGGCACUCGUCUUCUCAUGUUGCUACUACUUCACCAUCGGGCUGGACAAGACAGCUUCAAGUUUCUGGAUAUUUGUGCUCAUCGUUUUCACUCACCUUACAUGCAUCUCGUGCCUGUUUCGCAUGCUUGGAGCCUGGGCACCGAAUCUCAACACUGGGUUCUUGAUGGGCGGAUGCGCUGUGCCGGUUACCUGUCUCUAUUCAGGAUACGCGCCCCCUGUCCCGACAAUGCACCGCUGGGGUUCAUGGAUCCGACGAAUCUCGCCGACGCCGUACGGUGUAGAGUCAUUGAUGGGCAACGAGUUCGCAGGUAUCAUGCUCCAUUGCACGCCUGGCCAGCUCAUUCCACACGGAUCAGGCUACAACGACAUCCAAUACCAGGGAUGCCCCAUGGCAGGAGCGGUGAAAGGAUCAGCCGACGUAUCGGGGGAAACUUACCUCACUAACCAGUAUGGAUUCAAUGUCAAGUUCCUUUGGCGGGACUUUGGCAUUAUCCUAGUUAUGUGGUUCCUUUACGUGGUCCUGACAGCUCUUGGCCUCAGCAUCAUGACACGUGAAACAAGCACGUCGAAUGCGCGCGCCUACAGACGGGGGGCCAACCCGAGCGGUUUCUUUUCGGAAAAGACAGACGUGGAGGGUCAGAGUCAGCAGCCAGCGGCGCCAUCAGCCUCCGGAAGCUCCAUCCGGACGACCGUGGAAGAGACGGCAAACCAACGUACUGUUUCGCAUUCCAACCAACGUACUUUCUCCUUCCACAACGUCAACUACUUCGUUCACUCCGCCGGACAGGAGCUCCACCUGCUCAACAAUGUCACGGGAUACGUCAAGCCAGGCCAACUGACUGCUCUUAUGGGAGGUUCCGGGGCUGGAAAAACGACACUGUUGGAAACGAUCUCUGGCCGCAAGACCGAAGGAAGAACGGAAGGGACCCUCCUUUUCGACGGAAAACCACUUGACCAAGGCUUUUCGCGUGCGUGUGGAUUCUGCAUGCAGCAGGAUGUCCACGAGCCGUUGGCCACUGUGCGAGAGGCACUGCAAUUCUCGGCAUUCUUGCGACAGUCCGCGGAGACAUCUCACGACGAGAAGGUGCAGGACGUGGAGAAGAUUAUGGAAUUGCUCGAGUUGGAUCCCAUUGCGGACGCAAUUGUCGGCUCGCUGGGUGUUGAGGAAAGGAAGCGUGUCACAAUCGGAGUUGAACUCUGUGCUCGUCCAUCGGCGCUUUUGUUCCUGGAUGAGCCCACCUCCGGUCUAGACAGCCAGGCUGCUUUCUCAAUCGUCGCAUUCCUCCGUAAAAUCGCUGCCCAGGGCAUUCCGAUUGUUUGUACGAUUCACCAACCGUCAAGUGUCAUCUUCGAGAUGUUCGAUCACACCUUGAUCCUGGCUCCCGGUGGCCGCACCGUCUACUUUGGCGAGACCGGAGAGCCGCUCAAUGGUUAUUUCGCUCACCGCGGAGCCGUCAUGGGCCAGCAGGAUAACCCAGCCGAAUUCGUCAUCACAACGGUGGCCGCAUCACACAACGACGAGAACGGCGCAGACUGGCCGCGCCGCUGGCAGGAGUCCGAGCAAUCUAGCGAAGUGAACGAUCGUGUGAUGUCGAUAGCAGAAAAGGCCUCUCCGGACUUUGAAUCAGACACUGCCCCGGCAAAGCAAUACGCGCUCCCGCUGAGGGCCCAGAUCUUCCAUUUGACGAAGCGGCAGUGGAAGUCAGUCUGGCGAAACGGACCAUACAACUUCAGCAAGCUGUUCAAAAGCGUCUUCUUCGAACUACUGGUCGCAUUCACUUUCUUCAAAGCCGGUCCUGACGUUCCCGGAUUGCAAAACCACGCUCUGGCCUUGCUGAUCGCGACAUGGGUGGUUCCGACAAUCGCCAAUGAUAUCCAGGAAAUCUGGUUCGAGAAGUGGUCUAUCUUCGAGGCUAGGGAGCGCAAUGGUAUUUACGACUACAAGGCGCUGUUGGUAGCAAUGAUCGCCGUCGAGACACCCUGGCAGGCAUUCAACUUCAGUCUGAUUUUCCUCUGCAGCUAUUGGACAGUUGGAUUCCCUGGCAGCAGCGCCGCGACCGGCAUGAUCUACUUCAUGUACCUCCUAUUUUCCGUGUUCGCUACUGGAUUCUGUUACCUGAUGGCCUCGAUGUUUCCGAACAGCACGAUGGCCGGCUACGCCAAUUCGCUCUUCUGGGUGAUUUUUAUGAUGUUCGGCGGCAUCGUUGUUCCCCGCGACGCGCUGAACGAUUUCUAUCGCCCAUGGAUCACCUGGGUCGACCCGAUGCGGUACUACUUCGGUCCGAUGGUCUCUUCCAGCUUACACGGUGUACGUGCGGCGUGUAGCGAUUCCGACUUGGCUGUCUUCGACCCUCCUCCCGGUAAGAGCUGUGGUGAGUACGUCGAAGCGUACAGCAGUUCAAACGCAGGGUACUUGCACAAUCCGAAUGCCACUGCGUCGUGUGCAUACUGCCCCUACUCCGUCGGUGACGAUUACGCGAGCACGAUGGAAUUCUUCUACAACGAGCGUUGGAGGGACUGGGCGGUGUUCUUGGGCUUUUGUCUGACCAACGUCGUGCUUGUUUUCUUUAUUUCGUGGUUGACUCGGGUGCAGAUUCAGCGUUGGAGACGUUGAACGGGUGUAGCGUUUUUGAACAGAACUGAUGAAUUGGUGACUAGAAUAGGAGGGAUUGUAGACAUGUGGUGGUUUGGAUACAG
This is a messenger RNA of Aspergillus glaucus CBS 516.65, 4235 nucleotides long. RefSeq lists its product as uncharacterized. The transcript has 3 exons. Bases 1 to 4152 code for a protein of 1383 amino acids. Gene Ontology annotation, biological process: transmembrane transport. Gene Ontology annotation, molecular function: ATP hydrolysis activity; ABC-type transporter activity; ATP binding. The record is from RefSeq and is a predicted model, not a curated record. Gene Ontology annotation, cellular component: membrane. NCBI's taxonomy places the organism in Eukaryota, Fungi, Ascomycota, Eurotiomycetes, Eurotiales, Aspergillaceae.